UCCUUGCAGGUGGCUACGGAAAUGAACGUCACUGGAAAAAUCGACACCGAGGAUCGCAAUACUCCCUGACAUGGUAUAUUUAUGGUAAAUAUAUCGUGUCUUCUAAUAAUCAAUCAUCGUAACUGGUAAUUAUUAUGACAAUUAGCGAUAUAUCACAAACACAAUACUCGUAUGUUGUGUUACUUUUCGUUGGAGAGCUAGAGUAAAUAAUGGCUGUCAGUUUCAGAAAAGCAACUAAUGAGGGGAUGAAAAAAAUAGUCAAAUAUUAAUCUUAGCGAAAACAUAUAAGAAAUCCUUUGUAAGGCUGUUAUUGAUGUGUUUCUCGUUUAUUUCAAAAUAACUAAAUCUUUCACAAAAACUAAAUAGACACAAAGAUGUAGGUAUCUUAUACCUUUAAACGAGCAAUUCUUAUGUAAGUAUAUAAUUUUUCAGGGAUCUCGGAACCGCUCUAACGAUUUCGAUGAUAUUUGCUGUAUGGGGGUUUUCGGGGGUGACAAACCCCCAUACAGCGGGUGCUGAUCAAUAUGAUGGCAGAAAUUGCUAAGUGGACGAGGUGACCAAAUUGAACUUAAUACUACUAUAAAAUACUUUUUAAUACACACCUAAGUAGAAGAAACUUUAAGCUUUACUAUUGUUCUGCUACUGGGCACUGGUCUCAUUUUUUUUUAUAAAUAAGGACUCUAAUACCUCUAAAACUUGAUGAUGACUACAUUCGUAAUUUUGAAACGUGAAUUAAGGAUUCUUUACGACAGUAUCCUUCUGUGAAAAACUCGUUGAAUAAUUAAUAAUAUGAAUAUCACAUGCUAUUUUUUACGGACAGGCAAGGCUCGGAACCGGUUUUUGAAAUAAAUACCGGUUCAUGUUGGUUUUACUCCUAACUUUUAUGAAAAAGCGUUUUAAGAACUUUGUUGUAACCUAAAUAAACCGGUAUAUUCCACGAGCGACAAGACGGCCAUCCAGCCUGGUGGUGAGCCGCGUUAACCGUUUUUUAUUGUUCUAAACCGGUUAAUCUGACAACAUCUUAAAGGAAAUGUUCUCCUAAAAACCAGUUUAAAAAUAACGGGUUUACAAACCAAACCGAAAUUAAAUGAUUUUGCGAUAAGAGGAUAACGGUUUGGGAAUUUAACCGGUUUUCGAGCCUCGCGGACAGCAAAUAAAAUAGUCACACUGACUGUUGACCCGUAAUAUCUAACACUGCAACAAUCUAGUAAGUAACUAGUCUAAUAUCUGUCCACCAAUUAAUAGCUUUAACAGCACAAACAAUGUCAACAGACAAUCAGAGUGGAACCAACAAAUUGCAGAAUCGCGCAGCUACUUUUUUUACACUCACCAGACCCACGGCGCGGCGACUGCUCGACUUUUUCUAUUUUUUGAAAGCUCUUUACUAUAAAACUGUCUUAUUCUCCCUUUCUAUCCUAUUGCUCGGGUAGUCACCGAAGAAAAUGUAUCGAUUUUUGUUAGUUACUCUGGCCCUAGGGUCAACUUAUGCGUUAUUGGACGGUGACAUAGAUAUAGCUGAUGGUGUUAAGUUAGUUAGUAUACCAGUGUCAAACAGUUUGGAAGAUGAAGGGCGGGGUUUUGGUGAUUCGCCGCUGUUUCGGAUAGCGAAGUUCCUGCAAGGGCAUGAGUUGAGAGUGAAGUUACCAAACUUGGUUGAGAAGGACAAGAUUAGCAAGAUCGUUGAGGAGUCGCUGAGGACUGUUGAUGAGACUUACAGGAAUAGUUCAGGAACUGGACGAGGAAAAGGCGGCGGCGGCGGUGGUUCCAUUGCGCUCCUUGGCAUGAUGAUGGCCAAGACACUUGGCGCAGUGGGGCUUGGUGGAGUGGCUCUCUUGACUAUGAAGGCCCUAGCCGCCUCAGCACUAGCCCUGAUGCUCUCAGCCAUCGUCGGAGUCAAGAAAUUGGCAUCGCACGACGACCACGAAGAUCACCAAGUCAUCUACGCCGGACACCACGGACACCACAGGAGAAAACGAGAGGCCCCUCUGCCUUACAGAGGAUGGGCGAAGCAUUGAAAAAAAAGACAAACAGUUGAAGAGUUAUCGUUGAGAGAUUUUUAACUAGAUGGCGCUGUGCGGUAUAUUUUGCGGUAACUAAUUGGGAAAGCGGGGAAAGUUGAUAAAAUUGUUGAUUGCGCUCUGAUCUUUUAUUUGCUAUUUGACAGUCGGUCAAAGCAAGCGCUUUCAACGAUGGUACUUUUUUAGUAUUUGACAAUGCCAUAGAGAAUGAAAUUGAUUAUUGCAUAUCUCAUUGUCAAGUCCCAUUUUCUGAUUAAACUGUUAAAUGUACAGCGACAUGCAUUUCUAGUUCAGGGCUAUAACCGUGAAAACCGAAGUUCGUCAAUUGCAGGCAUUUUUCUCUGUCACUCUAAUUACGUCUUAGUGAGAGUAAAAGAGAAAGGUCUCCGCAAUUUGCGUAUUUCAAUUUUCGCGUUAGGCCCCCUGGUGCCAAGAUCCCGGAUGAUAUAUUUUUCAACUGUUCGAUUCUUUUAUUGGUUGAGCGAACGAAACGAAACGAUGAUUAAUUUAUUCUAUUUAUUACUAUUCUAAUUAAAUUAUUUGAAGUAAA
This is a messenger RNA of Cydia pomonella (codling moth), 2568 nucleotides long. RefSeq lists its product as uncharacterized. The transcript is spliced from 3 exons. The record is from RefSeq and is a predicted model, not a curated record. Bases 1443 to 2015 code for a protein of 190 amino acids. Lineage: Eukaryota; Metazoa; Arthropoda; Insecta; Lepidoptera; Tortricidae.